AUGCCCAACAGCAGCUCUGUGAGUGAGUUCCUCCUGCUGGCAUUCACAGACAGGCAGGAGCUGCAGCUCCUGCACUUCGCGCUCUUCCUGGGCAUCUACCUGGCUGCCCUCCUGGGCAACGGCCUCAUCCUCGCCGUCAUAGCCUGCGACAACCGCCUCCACACCCCCAUGUACUUCUUCCUCCUCAACCUUGCACUCCUCGACCUGGGAUGCAUCUCCACCACUCUCCCCAAAGCCAUGGCCAAUUCCCUCUGGGACACUACGGCCAUCUCCUAUCAAGGAUGUGCUGCACAGGUCUUUAUAUUUAUCUUCUUGAUUACAGCAGAAUUUUAUGUUCUCACCAUCAUGGCCUACGACCGCUACGUUGCCAUCUGCAAGCCCCUGCACUACGGGAGCCUCCUGGGCAGCAGAGCUUGUGCCCAGAUGGCAGCAGCUGCCUGGGGCACUGGCUUUUUCAAUGCUGUCCUGCACACGGCCAAUACAUUUUCCCUGCCCCUCUGCCAAGGUAAUGUCCUUGAACAGUUCUUCUGUGAAAUCCCCCAGAUCCUCAAGCUCUCCUGCUCAGAUGCCUACCUCAAGGAAGUAGGGGCACUUGUCUUUACCAUUUUUUUGGCCUUUGGUUGUUUUGUUUUCGUUGUGGUGUCCUAUGUGCAGAUCUUCUCGGCCGUGCUGAGGAUGCCCUCUGAGCAGGGCCGGCACAAAGCCUUUUCCACGUGCCUUCCUCACCUAGCCGUAGUCUCCCUCUUUCUCAGCACUGCUGUGUUUGCAUACCUGAAACCCCCCUUCAUCUCUUACCCAGCCCUGAACAUGGUGGUGGCAGUUCUGUACUCGGUUGUACCUCCAACACUGAACCCCCUCAUCUACAGCAUGAGGAGCAAGGAAGUCAAGGAUGCCUUGCUUAAACUUAUGACUAGGUGUGUUUAA
This is a messenger RNA of Oxyura jamaicensis (ruddy duck), 924 nucleotides long. Its product is annotated as olfactory receptor 14C36-like. Gene Ontology annotation, molecular function: olfactory receptor activity; G protein-coupled receptor activity. Gene Ontology annotation, cellular component: membrane. The record is from RefSeq and is a predicted model, not a curated record. The transcript has a single exon. Gene Ontology annotation, biological process: G protein-coupled receptor signaling pathway. Lineage: Eukaryota; Metazoa; Chordata; Aves; Anseriformes; Anatidae. Bases 1 to 924 code for a protein of 307 amino acids.